AUGUUACAGCUACUGCCACCACCCCGCAAAGGCCUCUCAAUCCCCACGGAGCUGGAGGAUGGGAAGCACGUGCUGCUGCUGCUGCAGACCUCACUUGUCACCAGAAGGUCAGAAGAUGCCCCCUGCCCACUUCCGCCUUCCAAAUCUCAAUGCCAGCGCUGCGACGCCGCGGACCCCCGGCUGCACCACAACGCCUCCUACCUCACCGACUUCCACAGCCAAGACGACAGCACCUGGUGGCAGAGCCCGACCAUGGCCUUCAGUGUGCAGUACCCCACCUCCGUCAACAUCACCCUCCGCCUGGGGAAAGCUUACGAGAUCACCUACGUGCGGCUGAAGUUCCACACCAGCCGUCCCGAGAGCUUCGCCGUGUACAAGCGCAGCCGAGCGGGCGCGCCCUGGGAGCCCUACCAGUACUACAGCGCCUCCUGCCAGAAGACCUACGGCAGGCCCGAGGGCCAGUACCUGCGCCCCGGCCAGGACGAGCGCGUGGCCUUCUGCACCUCUGAGUUCAGCGACAUCUCGCCCCUGAGCGGGGGCAACGUGGCGUUUUCCACCCUGGAGGGCCGUCCCAGCGCCUACAGCUUCGAGGACAGCCCCGUGCUGCAGGAGUGGGUCACCAGCACCGAGCUCCUCAUCUCCCUAGACCGCCUCAACACGUUUGGGGAUGACAUCUUCAAGGACCCCAAGGUGCUGCAAUCCUACUACUACGCCGUGUCUGACUUCUCUGUGGGCGGCAGGUGCAAAUGCAACGGCCACUGCCUUGGUCUGGGCCCCAAAACCCCUGCUCCAGGCACCAAAGCAACCUCUCCCUGCUCUACCCGCCCCUCGCCCUCCUCUACCUGCAAAUGUGGUUACACCCGCCCCUUCACCCAAGCUUGCAACUGCAGCGGCCACUCUGAGCAGUGCACGUUUGACCGGGAGCUCUGCCGAAGCACAGGCCAUGGCGGGCGCUGCCUCCCCUGCCGAGACCACCCGGCCGGGCCCCACUGCCAGCACUGCCAGGAGGACUUCUACCGCUGGCACCUGGGGACACCCUGCCAGCCCUGUGACUGCCACCCGGCAGGCUCCCUGCGUCUCCAGUGCGAUGACUCGGGCACCUGCCUUUGCAAGGCCACUGUGACGGGCUGGAAGUGUGACCGCUGCCUGCCCGGGUUCCACUCGCUCAGCGAGGGAGGCUGCAGGCCCUGCACCUGCAAUCCUGCUGGCAGCCUGGGUGUCUGUGACCCCCACAGCGGGCGCUGCCCCUGCAAGGAGAAUGUGGAAGGCAGACUGUGUGACAGGUGUCGCCCGGGGACCUUUAACCUGCAGCCCCACAACCCGGCCGGCUGCAGCAGCUGCUUCUGCUUCGGCCACUCCAAGGUGUGUGGGGCCGCCACCCAGUUCCGGGUACACCACAUCCUCUCCGACUUCUGCCAGGGAGCCCAUGACGACGGCUGGCAGGUCAGCAGCGUAGGGGGCUCAGAGCGUCCCGCACAAUGGAGUCCAGGGGGGCUUCUCCUGAACCCUGAAGAUGAGGAGCUCACGGCACCAGAGAAGUUCCUGGGAGACCAACGUUUCAGCUACGGGCAGCCCCUCACGCUGACCUUCCAGGUACCCCCCGGGGGAUCCCCAGGCCCCGUGCUGCUGAGGCUGGAAGGGGCGGGCCUGGCCCUCACUCUGCAACACUCCAGCCUGGCCGGCCCCCAGGACAAUGGGCAGCCAGGCGAGGUGCAGCUCAAGUUCCAGCUGCAGGAGACCUCAGAGGACGUGGACCCUCCACUGCCCCCCUUCCUCUUCCAGCGGCUGCUGGCCAACCUGACCACUCUGCGCAUCCGGACCAGCCCCAGCCCUUCCGGCCAGGUGUUCCUGUCCGAAGUCCGGCUCACGUCGGCGCAACGGGGGCCGCCCCCCUCAGCCUCCUGGGUGGAGUCUUGCUCAUGCCCCAAGGGAUACGCGGGCCAGUUCUGUGAAUCUUGUGCUCCAGGAUACAAGAGGGAGACACCUCUGGGGGGUCCCUAUGUCAACUGUGUCCCCUGCACCUGUAAUCAGCAUGGCACCUGUGACCCCAACACAGGGAUCUGUCUGUGUGGCCACCACACGGAGGGCCCGUCCUGUGAGCGCUGCUCGCCAGGCUUCCAUGGCAACCCCUUCGUGGGCCAAGCUGAGGACUGCCAGCCCUGCCCGUGCCCUGGACGGUCAGCCUGCACUGCCCUCCCGGAGAGCAGGGAGGUGGUGUGCACCCACUGUCCUCCGGGCCAGAGAGGGCGGCGCUGUGAGAUCUGUGAUGAUGGCUUUUUCGGGGACCCGCUGGGACUCUCUGGGGACCCCCAGCCCUGCCAGCGGUGCCACUGCAGCGGGAAUGUGGACCCCAACGCCGUGGGCAACUGCGACCCCCUGUCUGGCCGUUGCCUGCGUUGCCUGCACAACACAACAGGUCCUCUCUGUGACCAAUGUCAGGAAGGCUUCUAUGGCAGUGCCCUGGCCCCUCGGCCCGCAGACAAGUGCAUGCCCUGCAGCUGCAAUCCGGGGGGCUCGGUCAGUGAGCCCUGUGACCCAGCGACCGGCCAGUGCUCCUGCCUGCCUCAUGUGACCGGACGGGACUGUGGCCGCUGCAGCCCAGGCUUCUACGACCUCCAGCCCGGGAAGGGCUGCCAGAGCUGUAAGUGCCACCCACUGGGCUCCCAGGAGAACCAGUGCGACCCCAGGACUGGGCAGUGCCCCUGCCGCCCAGGCGUCGAGGGCCAGGCCUGCGACAGAUGCCAGCUGGGUUUCUUCGGCUUCUCCGUCAAGGGCUGCCGGGCCUGCAGGUGCUCCCCGCUGGGUGCCGCCUCGGCCCAGUGCCAUGAGAACAGCACGUGCGUGUGCAGGCCUGGCUUCGUGGGCUACAAGUGUGACCGCUGCCGGGACAACUUCUUCCUCACGGCCGGCGGUGCACAAUGCCAGGAGUGUCCAUCUUGCUACGCCCUGGUGAAGGAGGAGGCUGCCAAGCUGAAGGCCAGGCUGAUGCUGAUGGAGGGAUGGCUGCAGGGGUCUGACUGUGGCAGGCCCUGGGAACCAAUGGACAUCCUGCAGGGAGAAGCCCCGAGGGGAGACAUCUACCAGGGCCACCAGCUGCUGCAAGGGUUCUGGGAAGCCUCACUGGAGCAGGUGACAAGCCUUGAGGGUGCCGUGAAGGCUGCCCGGGAGCAGCUGCAGGCACUGGACAGGAAGGCUCGCUGUGCCCAGGCUGGAGCCCAGAAGACCUGCAUCCAGCUGGCGGACCUAGAUGCAGUGCUGGAGUCCUCGGAAGAGGAGAUUCUGCAUGCAGCCACAGUUCUGGCAUCGCUGGUGAUUCCUCAGGAAGUGCCCGGCCAGCCCACCAAAUGGAGCCACCUGGCCACAGAGGCCCGUGCCCUUGCCAGGAGCCACAAGGACACUGCCGCCAAGAUCAAGGCCACUGCUCGGAGGGCUCUGCUUGCCUCCAACACCAGUUACACGCUUCUCUGGAGUCUGGUGGAGGGCAGAGCGGCCCUGGAGGCCCAGCGGGAGCUGGAGGACAGGUACCAGGAGGUCCAGGUGGCCCAGAAGGCGCUGGGCACAGCUGUGGCAGAGGCGCUGCCCGAAGCCGAGAGGGUGCUGGCCACCGUGCAGCAAGCUGGCACAGAUGCGGCUCUGCACCUGACCUCCUCCUUGGCUGUCUCUCCAGCACUGCUGCGGAAGUCUCAGGCCCAGGGCCUGGACCUGAAGGUGCAGGUCCUUGAGAAGACAGUCACGUCCAGAGAGCGCAGGGUCACCGAAGUGGCCCGGGCCCUCCAGGCCACCGCCCAGGCCGUGCUGCACAAGGCAGAGCCCCUCGCGCAGCUGCAGCAGGAGGCCACAGCCGCCCUGUCCCAGGCUUCCUCGUCAGUCCAGGCUGCCUCAGUGACUGUCACGGGAGCCAGGACUCUGCUGGCUGACCUGGAAGGAAUGAAGCUGCAGUUUCCUCGGCCCAAGGACCGGGCUGCGCUGAGGAGGAAGGCAGGCACCGUCCGGGGCAGGCUCCUCGAGGACUCGAAAAAGAAGACCAAGCAGGCGGAGAGGAUGCUGGGAAAUGCGGCAUCCGUCUCCUCCAGCGCCGUGAAGAAGGCCAAGGAAGCCGAGCUGUUGGCCAAGGACGGUGCCAAGCUCGCCAAGGCCCUGCUGAGGGAGGGGAAGCGGGAGCACCGUCACGCCAGCCGGCUCUCCAGCCAGACACAGGCGACUCUCAGACAGGCCUCCAGGCAGGUGCUAGCCUCAGGAGCUCGCAGGCGGGAGCUGGAGGAAGCUGAGCAGGUGGGUGCCAGGCUGAGCGAGAUGGAGCGGCAGAUCCAGGAAUCGCGUGCCUCCCUGGAGAAGGAUGUCAAGGCCUUGUCAGAGCUGCUCGCCAGGCUGGGGUCCCUGGACACCCAUCGAGCCCCAGCCCAGGCUCUGAAUGAGACCCAGAGGACACUGGAGCGCCUGAGGCUCCGGCUGGGCCCGCCCGGGGCCCUGCAGGGGAAACUGAGGCUGCUGGAGCAGGAGUCUGAGCAGCAGGAGCUGCAGAUCCAGACCUUUGAGAGUGACCUUGCCGAGAUCCGCGCCGACAAGCAGAACUUGGAGGCCAUUCUGCAGAGUCUGCCCAAGAGCUGUGCCAGCUGGCAGUGAGGGCCACUGGACCCCGCUGAGCCCCCAGCUCAGGGCAUACGCCCAUGGGUGCGCCCAGAGCCUGCGCUGCAUCCCUCCCCUGAGCGGACACUCACACACCCUUCCAAGGCCGUGCCUGUACCCCUCCACCCAGCAGGAUCGAAUGUGCGUCAUUCGUGGGUCACCCAGGCAGCCACCGUGUACACUGCCGCCCCGGGCAUGCGUCAACACGCACACCACAGUGUCACUGACACUUAUAUACAUGCACCUGUACUCAUGCUUGUGUGUGUGGUGCACGCAUGUGCUCAGGUCCAUCUGUGCACAUACAUGCAUUAGUCAAUCCACAAAUGCUCGUCCAGCACUGGAUGUGUGCUGCACACCCUCUGGGUGCUGGGGGGUUAUGUUAAACACCCUGUGGCACAACACGCUCCCUCUCUCCUGAAAGCAGAGUCCCGGGCAGGUCGGUACCUGGGAGGCUGCGGGCGCAUCCCCAGAGAUUCAGGGUGGUUUCAACCAGCACCACGACCCAGCCCUGCGGAGAGAUCACUGGCUUCAUGGAAGACUUCGUUCUCAGGACCUUUUUAGCCUGUGGCCCGUCCAAAGAGCUGGAGUGGCAGGGAGCUCCCCUUUGUGACCCCAUGACCCCAGAUGGCCUUGGACUGAUUGACACUUCCUGAAUGAGCCCUGUGGCUCUGUGCCCCACCCUGCUAUGAGGGAGGCCUCUGCUGGGUGUGGAAGCCUGGCUGCCUUUCCGGUGUGUCCUGCUGGAGAAUCCCCCAGUGGCCAGGCCCCCCUGCUGGCCUCUGCCUAGGAUUCCCUGGCAUUUCCUCCUGGCACUCCUCCCUCUUCCCGGGCCCUCUUCCCACAGACAGCAGGGCCUUGGCACUGGGCGGAUGGGUGCCUCAAGGGGCCCAGGCCCUCCCACAGCUCUUCCUGCCCCCAGAGGGGGGACAAGCAGCAGCAGAGACCGAUUCUGUUUAAUGUGGAAAUAAAGGGCCUCUUUACUAGCCGGGCGGUGUACCUUCUGUUCUCCCAUGCUGGUUGGCAGCGGAGGCCCUGGUUAUGGCUACACACAUGGCACACCCCGACUGUGUGACACUCAGUGCCCAGGGAGUGGGUGGAAGAACAUGUGAUGAUCCAUCUUAGCCCACACGCAGUAGCAGGAAGGUGACAAAAGCUGAGCCCACUGGCUCGGCCAGGACCUUCCUGCGGGAGGGAUUUUGCUGGGCUCCUGCGACCACAGGCACCUGCUCCAGGGGGCUUAUCAGGCAAAGUCUAGGGACUGGGCAGUUUGAAGGGUGGGGUCCAGAGAGGCCCUCAGCUGACCUCUGGUUCAGUCUGAAGACACUGAGGCAGGAAAUGAACUUAGAACCUAGUGGUUAGCAGGACAGGU
Molecule: messenger RNA, 5995 nt
Organism: Pteropus alecto (black flying fox)
Lineage: Eukaryota; Metazoa; Chordata; Mammalia; Chiroptera; Pteropodidae
Gene: LAMC3
Product: laminin subunit gamma 3
Exons: 30
Coding region: 1-4623 (1540 amino acids)
Source: RefSeq, a predicted model, not a curated record